Messenger RNA from Topomyia yanbarensis, 853 nucleotides. RefSeq lists its product as uncharacterized. Lineage: Eukaryota; Metazoa; Arthropoda; Insecta; Diptera; Culicidae. The record is from RefSeq and is a predicted model, not a curated record. Bases 141 to 734 code for a protein of 197 amino acids. The transcript has 3 exons.
UAUUCUUAGCCACUCUGGCUCAGUCUCCUUCAGUUGCUUGGUCUUGACGCCAGUUGAGUGUCCUUGAUCUGUUUCUGGCUCCUCGCUAAGUGUGUUGUGCUGCAAAUAUUUCGGGUUAUCUCUCCUGUGCGGUGAGCCGGAUGGAUCAGGACAGUGGGGAAGAGUGUGCCGCCAGCGUUGACGAACCGCCCAAUAUACCACGUGUGGACGUUGUGUAUCUCACCUACAACUGCAAGAGAAUCCGACCGACGAUCGCACUGGACAACGUUUGUACAGUCAGUUUGUACGAACUGAAGAAGCACCGUUACAUGAAAAGAAAUCAAAAGACUGAGAUGAGCGCUGAAGCAUAUCAGCACUGCAGAUGGUACAACACAGUAUUAUCCAAUCUGUUGAAGGAGAAAGGCGGACCAGUGUUGCUGAAGGUUUUCCACUGGUACAUCGAAUCAUCCAACGUGGAUGCUUUCAAGGUGGAAAAUACGCUGUACGAGGCGGUUUCUCUGAUCAUUGCUGCCCACGUGGAACACUGGUACUGUGCAAAGAGGGGCCAUAGUGUGUACGGUAGUCGGUUGCGGCUGGGGAGCGAAAAGUUGGGCGCGGAUUCUACGGAACGAAAUAAAGCCAGGAUAGCCGAUUGUCUGGUCGCACCGGACACAAGCCUGAUGGCUAAGGUAGUCGAUAAAAAGCUAAAUCGUCGCACCAGGCAGCUUUCGCUCUGUACGAUCAACGAAGAGUAACUAAACUGGUUGUGAUUCAUAAUCAAUAUUUUAUUCAACAUUCUGUACCUUCAGACAUUGUAACACUUUUUUAUAUUAAUGUUGCAUAAAUAAUUUAUGUAUCUGAUUUUAAACGUUAA